This is a messenger RNA of Columba livia (rock pigeon), 1192 nucleotides long. RefSeq names its product interleukin-36 receptor antagonist protein-like. Bases 455 to 1111 code for a protein of 218 amino acids. The transcript is spliced from 6 exons. Gene Ontology annotation, biological process: cellular response to lipopolysaccharide; cytokine-mediated signaling pathway; positive regulation of gene expression. Gene Ontology annotation, molecular function: cytokine activity; interleukin-1 receptor binding. Lineage: Eukaryota; Metazoa; Chordata; Aves; Columbiformes; Columbidae. The record is from RefSeq and is a predicted model, not a curated record.
UUGGGGACAGAAAACAUGGGACCUCAGGGACAAGACAAUGUGGGGUCAUGGGGUCAGGACAGGUGGGAGCCUGGGGACAGGGCUGACAGGAUCCCAGCGACACAUGGGACCCUGGGGACACGGCUCAGGGGACACCACAGCCACAGUGACCAUAAGCAUCAUGGGGUGGGGACGCAGGGGACAGAGGACCAGGUGGCGUUUCACCAUCACCCCGUCACCCCGCCCAGCUCCUCCCGCACAAUUACCGGGGUGGGUCUGUCCCCCUGCACCGCCCUGCUCUAUAAGUGCCACCGUCACCCGGUGCGGGGGACACAACCCAGAGGACACAGGACAGGAUCUCAGACGCUGACGGACUUGCAGGAGCCUGUUGGCAAACUGGGUGCAUCGGGGCGCGGGGAUCCCGCCACCCGCGUCACCUGUGUCACACACGUGGUCCCUUUGUGCAGGCUCCGCCAUGUCCCGCGUGCCCAGAGCUGCCACCAGGGGCUGCAUCAGGGACAAAGGUCCCCAGGGACAUCUGGGGCAGUCACAGCUUCUUAGGGACCCUCCUGGCAUCAUGGUGGGGACAGGGGACGCAGCAGAGUCUGUCAUCGACCCCGACAUGGUGGCCUUGUUCAAUGACUUCCUGGGGGAAGCAGUGCUUACAGGAUCCACCAUCGCCUCGACCGAGUCCCACGUGGUGGCCCAGCCCUACCACUAUGUGGUGAGGGACACGGAGCAGAAGGGACUUUGCCUCCAUGACGGCCACCUGGUGGCCACCAGCUUCCAGGGUACCAACGCUGCCCAGGAAGAACCCAUCAGCGUGGUGCCCAACCCCAGCCUGGAGCGUUGGCGUUGUCCCCUCAUCGUGGGCAUCCGUGGUGGCAAACAGGCCCUGUCAUGUGGCACUGGCCCUGAGCCCCAGCUCAAGCUGGAGGAGGUGGGGCUGCUGGACCUGUUCUCACGGCCGGCUGACGCCACCCCCUACACCUUCUACAAGACCUUUGGUGGCACCACACACACCUUCGAGUCGGCCGCCUUCCCCGGGCUGUUCCUCAGCACGUCCCCAGGCCCCGCGCUGGGCCUGGCUGCCCCCCCAGAUGUCACCGCCUUCUACCUGCUCCGCAAGUGACGGUGGCACCCAUGGUGGGGCGGUGUGGGGGUCCUCCCCACUGUCAGCCCCCCUGGGUGGGGAAAUAAAGAGUUGGUGUCA